GUCUCCAUCCCCUGUGAGGAGAAGAAAAGAGGGAUGCUGGAGGUGUUGUGUACUGGUCAGCAACAGCAGCACAGCGGCAGAGCCGACCCAUGUCAAGUAGGUACAUCGAGCCGGUGUCCUUCAAGAUGUCUUGCGGCGGUCAGGGUGCCGCUGCUGCUGCUGCUUAUCGCAUUCGCUUUGAGGAAGUUGAGGAGCGGUAGUGGGCAAGGUUGGAUUGCUCCGGGCUCUUCGAUACUGCUGCUAUCGCGGGUCGGGAGAAGAAGCGGUGCGGUGGCGGUGCGGUGGAGAGCACCGGUGCUCUCGGUAUGUCUCCUGACCGCCCCAGGUUCGGUGUAGGCGUAGGCGGCCUGACGUCACCCGUGCGGGGCCUUGACGCUGCGGUCUUUGUGGUCGGCUUGGUGGGGCUCUCUCUGCUACCGUACCCACUAUCGCCACCAGCAACACCACCAACAGCGGCGAGGGUUAGCACUGUAAUGCCUGUCGGCAGGCGGCGGCAGUACGAGGACGGCGGUGUUUUCGCAACCUUCCAUGGCGGCCGCUUCGUCCACGACUCCUGUUUCAGCUGCAACAAAGGUCGAGGUUGCGGCUGGCGCGAAGAAGAAGAAGAGCAAGCCUGCAACCGCCAAGUUGGAGGGUUCCAAGGGAGCCCUGGUGAUGUGAUCGUGGAGUCCCCGGCUAAGACUAGGACAAUCACGGAGCUCCUCGAGAAGGCCGCCGCUGGCGGCGAGGCGGCGGUGGAGGGGAGCUGUACGAAGGUCGCACCGUAGACGCCCGCAACGGUGACGUGACGGACCUGGUCGGCAAGAGAAGGGAUGUGCUGGUCGAGCUGAAGGAGAAGACCAAGAAGGAGAAGACCAAGGGCUGGGAUGUGAAGUAGCGGCGAUGGUACGGUGGUGGUGAUGGUGGUGGGCACGCUUGUGGCGCGAGGAGUAUAUGUUCAGUAUAUGAAGCAGGCCGGGGGCUAAGUUGUUGUUGGUGAACGUGGAAUAGGUUGUUGUUGUCUGGCCUCGAGAACGAAUUGCAGCCGCUGUACAUCCAGAACCCCAAGAAGAAGGCGAUCACCACCCGGCUCAAGAAGGCCCCGGCGAAGUCGACGAGGUAAUCCUGCAGUACCACCGACGAGGACCGAGAGGGGGAGGCCAUCAGCUGGCAAUUGUUGCAGGUGCUCCGUGCUGGUUCUUUGUUUUUUGUCUUUGCAUGGUUCAGGCGUCGCUGUUGUUGUUGUUGUUGUUGAUUCGCGCAACGGUUGUUGCUGGCCUUGCUGUUGUCGAUUGCUGUUGUGGUCAUUGUCUGUUGCCGUCGUUGUCUUUGUUGUUUUGUUUGUGUCGUGCUUUCGUUGUUGUUGCUGUCGUUGUUUGGUGUUUCAUCCCGGCUGGCUUCUCUCGGUGCCCUUUUCCUCGCCCCGGGCAGGACCAAAGCUGACCCCGGCCAUUUGUCGCGUGUGGUGCUCACCGGGCAACUGUUGUUCUCGCUUUGUGCCCGUCAGCUCGGAGGUCGUGUGCUUCCUUUAAGUCGUUGCGGUGUGUUGUGUUUGGUAGGUUGUUUGUUCUUGGUAGCAACGAACAGUCAAGUUGAACGUGCACAUGCUGUGGAUGCGCGCCCUGAACAAACUUUUUUUUUGGGGGGGGGAUGUGGGUGUUUCGAUGCCCGAUUGGUGGAGGUGGGGUCUACGGCCGUUGUGACGGGCAAAGACUUCGAUCCAGACACGGGGGAGAUGAAGGACAAGCUCGACGCCUCCAAGCUCGAUCUUCUCGAUUCGGAGGAAGCGUCGGCCGUGGCGGCGUAACUGUCGCCCCUCGAGGUGGUCAAGGUCGACAAGAGAUGGGUCAGGCGGCAGCCCCCGGCGCCCUUCAACACGUCCACGCUGCACCAGGAGUCGAGCCGAAAGCUACGGCCGGGAGUGGAUCAGACCAUGAAGGCGGCGAACGCGCUGUACACUAGAAGUAUGAGGCGGGGUACAUGACCAUCACCUACAUGCGCACGGACAGAUCCAGCCUGAGCAAGGAGGCCGCCGGGGUGGCUUACGGUGCAGUGAGAGACUGCUUCGGCGACGAGUACGUGCGGAAGGGGACGCCAAGGCUGUCAAGGUCAAGGGCAGCCAAGAGGCGCACGAGGCCAUCCGCCCUGCCCUACAAGUAAUCGGCGCAGUACCGGCCGCGACCGACACUCCCGACUGAAAGCAAGCGGGGUCAUGGGCUGGAUCAGCCUCCGCUAGUUUUACUACGAUCACCGCGGGGAGGUUGUUGCACCCUACGGUACGGAGCUCCCCGUGGAGGAGGCGGCGGCCGCGGCUUGGAGGAGCAGCGCAGGGCGCUGUACGACCUGGUGUACCGACGGACGCUGGCCAGCACC
Molecule: messenger RNA, 2352 nt
Organism: Ectocarpus sp. CCAP 1310/34
Lineage: Eukaryota; Phaeophyceae; Ectocarpales; Ectocarpaceae
Source: the annotation of a GenBank genome assembly